UUUCAGGAACGACACAUGAUCACAGGGAGCAACCGUGACCCCUCUGUUGCCUACCACUUAUCAUGUUUCCUGCGCGAUUCUAAUUGCCCAUCGGACUUGAGCACACUUACUGGCUUCAAAAAGCUCAAGAAGAUAGAUCGUGAAGCUGUGCUAUUGGCACAAGAGGAGACCGCUAAAAAGAACCGGAAACGGCCUCAACCUACAGAUGCUAAGACGUCCUCAUCGAAGAAACCAAAAGUUGAAAGCAAAACUGCUGAUAUUCAAGAGCCCCUUCGCCUACAAAGUGAACGUUUGUGGAAGCUUCGCGACCAAUUAGAGCAGAAGGUUUCCAAGGAUGCCUUAAUUGGAUUGCUGGAGUACAACGACCAGCACGUUCCUUCCGGUUUGUCCAAUUUACUUGACGCCGUUUCCGAUGCCAUGAUGUUCGGUGCACUGGCCUUAUGCCCAAGCUGUAAAAACGGCCCACUACGUUAUUCUGGCAACCAGUACAAGUGUAGCGCGAUGGCUACCGAGUGGGCCGCUUGUUUGCACACCACGCGUGAACCAAAUCGGCUACCGUUUCGAAUACCAGAGGAGUACUUUGAUGUUGAUAUAUUGCGUAAUUACAAAUACGUGCCCCGCACUCGUCUUUUCGCCACGGAUAUAGUACCAGUAAACUCCACCGCAGGACAUCCAUCGAAUAAAAAAGGAAAGAAAUCUGCACUGAACUCUGACGGCUUGUCUCUUGACGAGGAUGUUGUUCGCUGCACACUCAAAGGUGGAGCUGUCGUGGACCCUGAAUCCGGUCUGGCCGACCGUGCAUCUGUCAUGAAAGGAAAUCGGGGUGAACCGCUGAGCGCCGUCCUAGGCAUGGUCGAUUUGGUCAAGGGAUCCAAUUCAUUUUACAAACUACAGGCUCUGAAAUCGGAUACCGGAGUAUCUUAUUGGGUGUUUCGCGCUUGGGGCCGUAUUGGCACUCAAAUCGGCGGAACCAAAUUGGAAAAAUUCACAACUGCGUCUUCAGCCCGCCAGUCAUUUGAGGAUUUAUAUCUCGAGAAAACUGGGAACGAGUGGCGGGAUCGGGAGAAUUUCCAGAAGAAGCCAUACAAAUUUUACGAAAUGGAUCUCGACUACGGAAAGUCCGAAGCGCAUAAGCAAAGUCUGGAAGAUGCCAACCGCGUCCCUUCCAGUCUACAUCCUGCGCUUCAAUCCCUCAUACGCUUCAUUUGCGACAUCGACUCCAUGAAACAAACCAUGUUGCAGUUUGAUCUCGAUUUACGCAGAAUGCCAUUGGGUAAGUUGUCUAAGCGACAAAUUCAUGAGGCCUAUGGUAUUCUGAACAAUUUGACCAAGCUGUUAGACCGGAGUUCAAAGAAAAAAGCUCCUCCGGAUCAGACCACGUUGCUGAGCGAAUCCACUCGCUUCUAUACCCUCAUUCCGCACGAUUUUGGCAUGAAAACUCCACCGUUGCUGGAUACUCUAAAAGUAAUCAAGGAAAAGUUACACAUGUUAGAAGAUCUUUUGGAGAUCGAGGUGGCCUAUAGCAUGCUCAAACAGGAUGUCUCGAUGAAUGAAAACCCAUUAGAUCAGCAUUACAAACACUUAAAAACGGAUUUGAAACCCCUAGACCCCGACUCGGAAGAGUAUGCCCGGAUUGUCGAAUAUGUGCGCCGUACUCAUGGUUCUACUCACACUCACUUCUCACUUGAAGUGGACGCCGUGUUUGAUGUGGAGCGUGCUGACGAGCGGAAGCGUUUCAAUAGUUUCAAACGAGCGCAACACAACAAGCAACUUCUGUGGCACGGAUCCCGACGCACCAACUGGAUGGGCAUUCUGUCUCAAGGAUUGCGCAUUGCUCCACCUGAGGCUCCAGUCACGGGUUAUAUGUUCGGAAAGGGCAUCUACUUCGCCGACUCAGCGAGCAAAUCUGCGAACUACUGCUUCAUGAGCCAAUCACAGCCAGAGGGUUUGCUACUGCUCUGCGAAGUGAUUCUAGGCGAUUGGGAGGAAUGUUUGGCUGCAGACGCUUCUCCCCUGGACCCGAAGUUCCACAGCCGUAAAGGUAUUGGUUCAUACACACCUGACCCGAGCACUCAUCACACAAACUCCGACGGUGUGAUAUAUCCCAUUGGCGAUCUCGUCCCUUCCGGCAGGCCCAAUGUGGCUCUUUUAUACAAUGAAUACGUCGUUUACGAUGCGGCCCAAGUGAAGCAAAAGUAUCUAGUCAAAGUGAAAUUCGUGACCUGAUCGAACUACUCUUUCUUCAUCCCGUUCGUUUUUGCAUUUACUGCACAACAUUUCCGAUUGUAUUCCACAUUUCAUGUUCUUUCCCAACUAUCACCUAAUAAUACACAUACAGAUUAUCUAUCCA
Molecule: messenger RNA, 2350 nt
Organism: Dicrocoelium dendriticum
Lineage: Eukaryota; Metazoa; Platyhelminthes; Trematoda; Plagiorchiida; Dicrocoeliidae
Source: the annotation of a GenBank genome assembly